CGGCUUCUAGGGAAUCCACGACAAAUGCCUCUAGAGUUGUGUUAGCCAUCUCUAAUUAUCCCUAGGUGCAUAUAUUCGAAACAUUUCUACUACUCAUGAGGCUAGCCUAGCGCUCCCCGACAAUGGCGGCCGACGGUGGUCGACUGCGUACAGCUCAAGCCGCCCAGGCGUGUGUGAUGUGUAAGACUCGAAAGAAAAGGUGUAACAAGUCGUUGCCGUCUUGCGGAUAUUGCACCCUGAAAGACCUGGACUGUGUGUAUGCUGGAGUCCCACGCCCAGGGAAUUAUGUCGCCCCUACCGUCGAGAGCCCCUAUGCUAUGCCGAAUUGGGGUGCACGAUCGCCUAUGAACAUCGUCUCCUCUCGCAUGGUCCUAUCUGCAACGUCUUCACGUCAAGUGUAUCUCGAGGUUCAUAGUAUUAUUCGUGCAACGGGACAGUUUGUGGACGACAUCAGCGCCCGCUAUUUCCAGGGUUUUCACCGCCACCUGCCCAUCAUCUCCCGUAUACGCUUCUACAACAACCUCAUCACGUUAGGGGCAGCCCCGGCCGCCGACUUUUCCGUCUUGCUGCUGACUAUCUGUCUGAUCACGCACGCUCCUGCACUGGGAUAUCAAUCGGGACAUGGGGCCCCUCGAUCCGUCGAACAGCAAUCACUCUAUCUCACUGCGAGGUCUCUCUUUGCCCAGGUUCAGGUAUCUUGCUCACCCUCCGUCCUUUUAAUCCAAUCUGGUCUCUUGCUAGCCGUGUAUGAGUACACACAUGGCCGGCCGGACGAUGCAUUCGUAACCAUCGCAGGCAGCGCGCGAAUGGCCUACGCCGCCCGCAUCCACGCUCGCGACCGCCAUCAGCCACAGAUGACACCGACAGCCGGCCACAGUGCGGAUACCGACUUCCUACUGCGGACUGAAGAAGCAGCAAAUACGUGGUGGGGAAUUGUUAUCUAUGAGCGGACCUUCUUCAGCGAGGUGGCAGUCUUCGACCAACCGCUGGUUACUGUAUUUCCUGGUCAAGAUGCUCGCCUGCCGAUCGAACCCCAAGUCCUCGACCAGCUCGACAUUUUAGACCUGGAGUCCCUACCCAACAUCCCUGUGUCCUGUCUGACGUCGCCAAAAGUUGGAGGAUUCGGUCGGACAGCCCAAGCAACUUGUCUUCUAGAUCAAGUUCUCAAAGGUUUUGACACACCAGAUAUUGAUUCUAGACUGCUCCAGCUUGAAAGGCUAGAUAGCAAUAUCCAGGCCUUCCUGUCGUUGGUUAUGUCGCAGUGCCAGGGACCACCGGGCGUCUUAUAUUGUGCAGCAAUAAAUAUCGCCAUCAAGGCGCUAUUCACAUUACAUUGGCACAUUCUCGGCCAGCACCCACAGGUUGUCAGAGCCAACUCCAAACCACUGGACGAAUGGCAAAAGAGGUCGCAAGAGGCGCUUGGCACCGUUGCGAAGAUGGUCGUCGAGAUUGCCGAGGCCCUCAUCGCCGUGUCUCCCGCAAACACGGCGACGCAAAGAAUUGACGCCAUGCCUCCAAUGUAUCCAUACAUCGCUCGCGCCGCGCUGAAACAUAUCCAUAGUAGUACCCAGAGGGAAGAUGUAGGUUGGCUGAGGAGUGCCGAGGACGUGCUUCAGGCAUCCCUUGACAAAUAUUUCCAACGUUGGAGCGUGAGUGGUGACUGGACUCGGGUUGACUUAGAUGCGGAAAAGAGAUGUGAUAAUCCGCCGAUAUGAUUUACGCUCACUUCUCUACGCCCGUCUUUUCAUCCUCAGUACUACAGUGCCUUGUCAUAAGUCUCUGCACACUCAUCUACGGCUGCUUGAGGUGCCCCCGUAGGCUUUGAAAAGUCCAGACGCGAUGGAACACACGAUGCACUGGGAAUCCGGUAAUUCUUGACAUGCUAGUCGCCUGGCAGCUACUCCAAACUGUGGUGUCGCGCGAGCAAGAGGAAAGCCUUGGCGAAGGCGAUUGGAAGUGCUGGAACUUCCAACGUCGAUGUUGAUGCUAGAGUUGAGGCAGCAGGACUCGGGCUGCCUCUUGAAUGAUUUUUUAUCUCCUAGCCGGCCUACUCCUGACAGUCGUGUCGAUCUUAUAAAAUAGAGCUCAAGUCGUGGUACAUCCGUG
This is a messenger RNA of Mytilinidion resinicola, 2106 nucleotides long. RefSeq lists its product as uncharacterized. The transcript is spliced from 5 exons. Gene Ontology annotation, biological process: positive regulation of transcription from RNA polymerase II promoter by galactose; DNA-templated transcription. NCBI's taxonomy places the organism in Eukaryota, Fungi, Ascomycota, Dothideomycetes, Mytilinidiales, Mytilinidiaceae. The record is from RefSeq and is a predicted model, not a curated record. Gene Ontology annotation, cellular component: nucleus. Gene Ontology annotation, molecular function: RNA polymerase II cis-regulatory region sequence-specific DNA binding; zinc ion binding; DNA-binding transcription factor activity, RNA polymerase II-specific. Bases 123 to 1715 code for a protein of 530 amino acids.